Messenger RNA from Camelina sativa (false flax), 1401 nucleotides. NCBI's taxonomy places the organism in Eukaryota, Viridiplantae, Streptophyta, Magnoliopsida, Brassicales, Brassicaceae. The record is from RefSeq and is a predicted model, not a curated record.
GUUUCUGAUACUCUAAUUCUUGAUCUUCUUGAAGUUAAUGAAAUUUGGGUUUGAUUCAUCUGUCUGAUGCCAUCUUUAAGUUCAAUUUAAGGUUUUGAGUGUUGUAAAAUCUGUGGCCUAAUUUUUUUAGUCUUGUUGUUGUUGAAAUGGUUUUGGGGGUUUUAACUCAUCUUUUCCACUGAUAGCACCUCUAGCCCAACUUGUGGUUCUGUGUUGUGGAAAGAUUCCAACUCUGUUGUUGUCAGAGUGUUUUGCUUCUGCCGAAGCUUGUGGUUGAGUUGUUCAAACUCAUGUGUGUUUGAUUUGUUGUUUUGUUGGCAACGACCAUGUGUGUGUGUACCUUUGGAAUUUGUUCAGAGGAACUAUGUUAUCUGCCAAGUAAAGUAUAAGGGUGAAGAUGGGGACAUCCCAUUUGGUGGUAACUAUUCGAGUGAGCCAAGUCAAUCUAUGGUCUCUGAUUCGAAUUCUGUCAGAGCGGCAGUUAACAGAGCGCCCAAGUUUGAGCAGCCAGGUCAAGAUAAAAUCUUUGGUAUCUCUGUGGAUGAUUUGAAAAGCCCAACGAAUAAACAAGAAGAUCUCUCUUUGUGGGAUGUAUUGCAUCCAGACAUGUUAUUCAGUGACAACAACAAUCCUACUUUGCUGCCACAUUUAUCCCCAAAUGAUGAUGAGUUUCUCGGCGGAUUGAGACAUAUUGACCGAGAGCAGGUUGAGUAUUUGUUUGCCAAUGAAGAAUUCAUAUCCACACCAACUACAUAUAUGCAAGAGAACCGCAGUGAUCACAGGCCAAAGAAACCUUUAUCAGGGAUCAUUCCUGACUAUAGCUGUGACACUGACAGUGAUGUUGAAUCGAUAUCUGCAACGAGUUACCAAGGAACAUCGAGUCCAGGUGGUGAAAGCGUUGGUAGCUCCAGUAGUCACUCUCAAACAGGCUUAGAUGAGAUGAUAUCGUUGAGCAAAGAUCUACAAACUUCUCAUGAACCUUCCAUCAGUAGAAAGACCCGAGAAUCUCAACUAAAACAAGAGAUGAAACAAGAUACGUCAAGAGCCUCUGGUGCGUCCAAAGACAAGAAGUCAUAUAUGGUAAAGACAGAGAAGACGGGAUGCUUUAUUAUUACAGAGGAAGCAAUGGAGAGAAACCGGAAGACUCCACGGUAUAUCUAUCUCGUGAGGAUGAUCAUAGGUUUCAUUCUCUUGCUGGCUCUCAUUGGCAACAUCAUAUCAGUACUAAGUACUAACAGUCAAAUCAGAAAGCACUCGUUUUAAAAUUUAAUUCUGUAUUCUUCUGAAAAUUUGAUAUAUAAUUGUGUGUGUGUGUGUGUGUGUGUGUAUGAACAAGAGGUAUGUCUUGGGCCUAUAGUUAAAUGAAAUUUAGGGUAUGAAAAUUAUGACAUUCACGGAAAA